Messenger RNA from Aspergillus aculeatinus CBS 121060, 900 nucleotides. Its product is annotated as 60S ribosomal protein eL22. The coding region runs from base 102 to 476 and encodes 124 amino acids. Gene Ontology annotation, biological process: cytoplasmic translation. Gene Ontology annotation, molecular function: RNA binding; structural constituent of ribosome. The record is from RefSeq and is a predicted model, not a curated record. The transcript has 4 exons. Gene Ontology annotation, cellular component: ribosome. Lineage: Eukaryota; Fungi; Ascomycota; Eurotiomycetes; Eurotiales; Aspergillaceae.
UUUCUUUCCCCCCCAACUCCCAUCAGGCGCAGGAUACUCACCUCUUUGCGACCAGCUACUUUCUCUCUCUAUCCCCCGAGAAAAUCCCCCCUACAGUCACAAUGGCUCCCGUUGCUGCUCGUGGUCGCAAGGCCCAGAAGGUCACCCAGAAGUAUGUCAUCAACGCUUCCCAACCCGUGAGCGACAAGAUCUUCGACCUCUCUGCUUUCGAGAAGUUCCUCCACGACCGCAUCAAGGUCGAGGGCCGUGUCGGCAACCUCGGCGACAAGGUCGUCAUCUCCCAGGCUGGUGAGGGCAAGAUCGAGGUUGUUGCCCACAUCCCCUUCUCUGGCCGCUACCUCAAGUACCUCACCAAGAAGUACCUCAAGAAGCAGCAGCUCCGUGACUGGCUCCGCGUCGUCUCCACCUCCAAGGGUGUCUACGAGCUCCGCUUCUACAACGUCGUCAACGACGAGGGUGAGGAGGACGAGGAGUAAAUUCUCUCUUCUUCUAGAAGCAGCAAAUAGACAACCAAAAAUAAAAACGCGGAAAAAAUGAUCAGACUUGGACACUUUACUCCGGCUAUUGGGGGGUCUGCGAAAUGUCAAAUUUUUCCAUGCACCGGGAUUAGGAUGGAUGAGUCUGGUUGGAGAUUAUGGGUGUGCGCAUUGGGAGGGAUUCCUGCGUGGCUUCUCGCUCAGUCUGGAUUCGAGGCAGUGGACGUUUUACACCUGAAAAGGCGACCUCCACACUCAUUCGCUGGGUUUGUCGUCGCUCGAUCUACUCAUGACGUUAUGAAUGGUAGAUAUGAAUCAAUGAAGCAAACCUAUAUCUCACCCUCUUUUUGGCACGUAGACGUAGGAUGGGUAUCACAUUAUAUAAGGAUAAUUGCAGUAUAGCGGCUUGUCUCAACGACGUUAC